This is a messenger RNA of Jaculus jaculus (lesser Egyptian jerboa), 2275 nucleotides long. It is a transcript of the gene Slc44a4, whose product is annotated as solute carrier family 44 member 4. Bases 46 to 2172 code for a protein of 708 amino acids. Lineage: Eukaryota; Metazoa; Chordata; Mammalia; Rodentia; Dipodidae. The transcript has 21 exons. The record is from RefSeq and is a predicted model, not a curated record. Gene Ontology annotation, cellular component: plasma membrane. Gene Ontology annotation, molecular function: thiamine pyrophosphate transmembrane transporter activity. Gene Ontology annotation, biological process: choline transport; thiamine pyrophosphate transmembrane transport.
GAGCGGCCAGGUCUCCCAGGCUCCAAUCACUCUGGAGACUGAGCCAUGGGGGGAAAGCCGGAUGAAAACGAGGCCUACGGAAAACCAGCCAAGUAUGACCCCUCCUUUCGAGGCCCCAUCAAGAACAGGAGCUGCACGGACGUCCUCUGUUGCUUCCUCUUCCUGGUCUUCAUUUUGGGUUACAUCGUAGUGGGGAUUGUGGCCUGGGUGUAUGGGGAUCCUCGGCAAGUCCUGUACCCCAGGAACUCCACCGGGGCCUACUGCGGGGUGGCAGAGAACAAAGACAAGCCCUACGUCCUCUACUUCAAUAUCUUCAGCUGUGUCUGGACCAUCAACGUCAUCGAAAUCGCCCAGAAGGGCCUACAGUGUCCCACACCCCAGGUAUGUGUGUCCUCCUGCCCACACGUCCUGUGGAGUGUGCCGGAGGACCAGUUCUCCAAGAAGGUUGGGGAAGUCUAUAGCGGAGACAGGAACGUCUGUGUGCCUGGGGUGUCCUCAGACAUGACAGUGUGGGAAAGUCUCCAACUGGAACUCUGCCCCAGAUUCCUCCUUCCCUCCACUCCAGCUCUGGGGAGAUGUUUUCCUUACUCCAACAUGAACUUCACUUUACCUGAUCUACCAUGGAUCGAUAACAGCACCAUCUCCCAGGGGAUCAGUGGCCUUAUGGACAGCAUCAAUGCCCGGGACAUCACUGUUAAGAUCUUUGAGGAUUUUGCUCAUUCCUGGUACUGGAUCCUCGUGGCCCUGGGCGUGGCUCUGGUCCUGAGCCUGCUCUUCAUCCUGCUUCUGCGGCUGCUGGCCGGGCCCCUGGUGCUGCUGCUCAUCCUGGGCGUGCUGGCCGUGCUGGCCUACGGCAUCUACCACUGCUGCCAGCAGUACCGAGCGCUCCGGGACAAGGGCGCCUCCAUCUCCCAGCUGGGCUUCACCACCAACCUCAGUGCCUACCAAAGCGUGCAGGAGACCUGGCUGGCGGCCUUGAUCGUGCUCGCGGUCCUCGAGGGCGUCCUGCUGCUCCUGCUCAUCUUCCUGAGGCAGCGGAUCCGCAUCGCCAUCUCGCUCCUGGAAGAGGCCAGCAGGGCUGUGGGGCAGAUGAUGUCAACCAUGUUCUACCCUCUGGUCACCUUUGUCCUCCUGGUCAUCUGCAUUGCUUACUGGGCUAUGACAGCUCUGUACCUGGCCACAUCUGGGCAACCCCAGUACGUCUAUUGGGUGUCCAACACCAGCACACCUGGCUGUGAGACGGCACCUGUGAAUGAAUCAUGUGAUCCUAUGGCCUCAUCCAAGAAUCACUCAUGCCCAGGGCUAACGUGCACCUUCCAAGGCUACUCGUCCACAGGCCUGGCACAACGUUCUCUCUUCAACCUACAAAUCUACGGGGUCCUUGGGCUGUUCUGGACCAUUAACUGGGUACUGGCCCUGGGCCAGUGCGUCCUGGCUGGGGCCUUUGCCUCUUUCUACUGGGCCUUUCAUAAGCCUCAAGAUGUUCCGACCUUCCCUCUGAGCUCAGCCUUCAUCCGCACUCUCCGUUACCACACAGGGUCGCUAGCCUUUGGAGCCCUCAUCCUGACCCUUGUGCAGAUGGCUCGGAUCAUCCUGGAGUACAUUGACCACAAGCUGAGAGGAGCCCAGAACCCUGUUGCUCGCUGCAUCAUGUGCUGCUUCAAGUGCUGCCUUUGGUGUCUGGAAAAAUUCAUCAAGUUCCUAAACCGCAAUGCGUACAUCAUGAUCGCCAUCUACGGCAAGAAUUUCUGUGUCUCGGCCAAAAACGCCUUCAUGCUUCUCAUGAGGAACAUUCUCAGGGUGGUGGUCCUGGAUAAAGUCACAGACCUGCUGUUGUUCUUUGGGAAGCUGCUGGUGGUCGGAGGUGUCGGGGUCCUGUCCUUCUUCUUCUUCUCUGGUCGCAUCAAGGGGCUGGAUAAAGACUUUGACAACUCCCCUCUCAACUAUUAUUGGCUGCCCAUCAUGACCUCCAUCCUGGGAGCCUACGUCAUAGCCAGCGGCUUCUUCGGUGUCUUUGGCAUGUGCGUGGACACGCUCUUCCUCUGUUUCCUGGAAGACCUGGAGCGCAAUGAUGGCUCCCUGGAGCGGCCCUACUACAUGUCCAAGGCUCUUCUGAAGAUUCUGGGCAAAAGGAAUGAGGCGCCCCCCGGGAACAAGAAGAGGAAGAAGUGAGAGACUGCACCCCACCUGCGCAGAUGCCGCCACGCUUGCCUUACAAAUCCUAAUUUUGUAGUAAACAGAUUUUAUUAAAGAUUAAUAUUUGUUUUCUCAAUAA